Durio zibethinus is the source of this 321-nucleotide messenger RNA. The record is from RefSeq and is a predicted model, not a curated record. NCBI's taxonomy places the organism in Eukaryota, Viridiplantae, Streptophyta, Magnoliopsida, Malvales, Malvaceae.
AUGCACCCACAAAGUAAGGAUGUUGACCUAUGGGAUCUUAUAAAGAAGCCUGGCACAAUAAUGGACUUCUACAUCCCUGUAUAUAGAAGGAGAUCAAGACGAAGCAGGUUUGGCUUUGUGAGAUUCAAAGACAUGAGGGAAGCAUUGAAUGUCAUCAGGGCAUCGGACGGAAUAGUAUGGAAGGGUUGGAACCUAAAAGUGAGUUUGGCAAAGUAUAAAAGGCAAUUUAGUGGCAAGAUGAGCAGUAACUUUUGGAGAAGAAAAGAUCAUAGAAGGGUGGAUUAUCAUCAUCAAAGUUAUGUGGGCAAAGGAAAAACGUAA